Colius striatus (speckled mousebird) is the source of this 1450-nucleotide messenger RNA. It is a transcript of the gene MTFMT, whose product is annotated as mitochondrial methionyl-tRNA formyltransferase. The record is from RefSeq and is a predicted model, not a curated record. Gene Ontology annotation, biological process: biosynthetic process; conversion of methionyl-tRNA to N-formyl-methionyl-tRNA. Gene Ontology annotation, cellular component: mitochondrion. The transcript is spliced from 9 exons. Lineage: Eukaryota; Metazoa; Chordata; Aves; Coliiformes; Coliidae. Gene Ontology annotation, molecular function: methionyl-tRNA formyltransferase activity. The coding region runs from base 1 to 1122 and encodes 373 amino acids.
AUGCGGGGCCGGCUGCUGCGGGUCUGGCGCGAGGCGCUGAAGGCGGCGCGCGGCGCGGCGGGGCGCGCGGGGCCGCCGCCAUGGCGGGUGCUCUUCUUCGGCACCGACCGCUUCGCCGUCACCGCCCUGCGGGCCUUGGAGGCGGCCAGGGAGCCCAGCGAGGCCUCGCUUGUGUCCAGGCUGGAGGUGGUGACCUUGCCCUCCCGGCUGCUCAGGGAGCUGCCUGUGCAGAGCUGUGCCCGGGAGCUCCAGCUGCCUCUUCACGAGUGGCCACACACGGGACCCGUGGGGCAGUUUGAUGUGGCUGUGGUGGCAUCAUUUGGACGUCUCCUCAGUGAGGACCUUAUUCAACAGUUCCCAUAUGGUGUGCUGAAUGUCCAUCCCAGCUGUCUCCCACGAUGGCGCGGUCCUGCACCCAUCGUCCACACGGUGCUUCACGGGGAUCGAGUCACGGGGGUGACGAUUAUGGAAAUAAGACCAAAAAGAUUUGAUGUAGGUCCAAUUAUUAAGCAGGAAGAGUUUGCUGUUCCUCCCCGCUGUACUGCAAAGGAGCUGGAGGUGAUCUUAUCGAAGAUGGGUGCAAACAUGCUGAUAGCAGUUCUGAAAAACUUGCCUGAAAGUCUGAAGAAUAAAAAAGAGCAACCAAAAGAAGGAGUAACCUUUGCUCCUAAAAUAUCUAUAGCCAGAAGCUGUAUAAAAUGGGAAGAGCAAACAGCUGCAGAAGUCAUUCAGCUGCAUCGUGCAAUAGGAAGUAUGUUUCCUCUGCAGACACUCUGGAAGGGUACUACUGUUAAGCUUCUGGAUUUUGUGGAAGUGGAUAGCAUCCCUGGUUUUACUGAUCAAACAUCAAAUGACUGUGGAGCUGUUCCUGGUUCACUACUCUACCAUAAAGCAUCUCAGACACUGGUAGCUCGUUGCAAGGAAGGCUGUGUUGGAAUCAAAACAGUUGUGUUAAAGAAGAAGCUUACGGCAAUUGACUUCUACAACGGAUACAUGCACUCCUGGUUCCAGCACAACUCAAGAGCAGUUCAUGAGGAAUGCAGGUUUCAAACACUCAAACCUAGCACUGCAAAAAAGACUCUGAAGGAGAGGGAAAUAUUGGCAGAGGAUGUAAAACAAUAGAUGGAGUUUAAAAUGUGGAAGAUGCCUGCAAGUGAAUAGUAAUAUCAGAUAUUUCAGUGCCCACCUGUGACAUUCAACGUUGUUAAGGGAUUUGCUCCCAAAGGAACUGACCUGACUCUCAUGUGCAUGCUUUCAUUGUGGGUUCAUGAUGAUACUUGUUCCUUCUUCACCUCUCCUGAGUGCUGAAGAUAGUGAAUAAAUCCCUGUUGCCACUGAUGAGUAAUAAAUUUAUUUUUAUACCAUGUUUUCAGUUUCUUUUUGAGGUCUUUGGGUAUCAUUUUCUUUAAGCACAAGUCAUGCAGAGUUACUGGAAUCUAGAAAUAUUAAA